Messenger RNA from Penicillium taxi, 4698 nucleotides. RefSeq names its product CORVET complex membrane-binding subunit VPS8. Gene Ontology annotation, biological process: endosomal vesicle fusion; protein targeting to vacuole. Bases 1 to 4698 code for a protein of 1565 amino acids. The record is from RefSeq and is a predicted model, not a curated record. Gene Ontology annotation, cellular component: HOPS complex; late endosome. Gene Ontology annotation, molecular function: protein binding. Lineage: Eukaryota; Fungi; Ascomycota; Eurotiomycetes; Eurotiales; Aspergillaceae. The transcript has 3 exons.
AUGAGCUCGAUGGCUGAGGGCAAUGAGGGGUGGGCAGAGGAUGAGCUUGAUCUUGGACCGGAGGAGGAUGACAUUCAACAGUCCAAUCAGGAAGAGCUCGAUCACCCCACGCUCUCCCCAAUAGAACAACUGGGAGAAGAGCUGGACUCAACAAAAUACGCGCAGGAUGAGGUGUCCGUGAAGACCGCGGGUCCGCUAGAUACAAAUCUUCCGCACACUCCGCCGCAGCAGUAUACAGAGUAUACAGAGCUCAAUGUGACCCCAGGGAGUGUGGUCGAUACAGCCUCGAACCCUGACGACUCUCCCUCAUUACAUGAUUCUGCACUGUCUUCUCAGGAUAGUAGUGCCGCAGCAUUGCGCUCCUCGCGAGUGAGCCCGAGCCCGAGCCCAGCGCGUCGUCCGUUUGACCUCCGCUUCCAGUCGCGCUUAUCUUCCUCCCCAUUAAGCGCAUCAAGGUCUGGCUCGCCAUUUCUGUCACAUUUCCACUCUCGACAGUCUUCAAUUACAAGUCAGGUAUCGCCGAAUCUAGAAUCUGAACCAGAGCUCCCUCCGAACCCAUGGGAUGUUGUACGAUGGACGAAACUGCGGAAGAUCACGGGGCAAGCCUUUUCAGAGAUUGGCAAGCGGAACUUUGGAAAGCCAACAUGUUUGGCAGUCUCAACUCAUAUUGUGAUCGGCACCUCGAAAGGCAUAAUUCUCGUAUUUGACUAUCAGCAGAGCCUCAAGGCCAUUAUUGGAACCGGUACAAAUGCGGUUGAAUGCGGCCCUAUUACAUCUCUUGCCAUAUCAGCGGACCAUUCCACCGUCGCAGGUGGCCAUGAAUCUGGCGAUAUUUUCACAUGGGAAAUAUCGCGCUCAGCUCGACCUUUCCUGCAUAUUCCCCCACUCCCAGCGAGUCAAAUCGACACUCGAAUUGGCAAUGGUCACAUUUCCGGUUCUUCACUCAUUCAUCUCGGAUUCCUUGGAACUCGACGGACUGCACUUGUGUCGGCCGACACAAAAGGCAUGGCAUUCUCGCAUUUGGCAACACGAGGCAUGGGGUCAGUAGGACGUACUGUCAAAACAACCAGGAUUCUAGGUCGUUAUCCGCAAAUAAUAUCGCAUGACACCCAUCUGAGAAAGCCGAGUUCAAUUUUGGCAUUCUCUCCGCUUCCCCUUGGAAACGUGGAACAGAAGUCGGAUUCACUAGGCCUUGUCGCAAUGUUGACUCCCUAUCUUCUGGUAGUUGUAUCCACCACGCCUGUUGCCCAGACGCAGCACAAGGCACCGCGGCCCAGGGAAAUUCCAGCUCAUAGUGCACUGACUGGAGCGCUGGCCUGGUUCCCAGCAAUCAAACUGAAGGGCAAGGAUAGCGAACUUUCAAACACUAAACUUGUUUAUUGUUGGUCAAACGUGUUGACCGUGUUGGAAGUCACGGAAGCAGAAGGGGAGUUCAACGACCGAGAUAAGCCUCCUAACCUUGAAUUCAAAGCCCGCAGCAGGUGGAGGGCAGAUGAGGCCAUUGUGGCUGUUCAAUGGCUGAGUCGUUCUGUGCUUGCAGUAUUCACAAUCACGCAGCGAAUGCUCAUUCUCGAGGACUAUUCCAUGCAUGUCACUGAUUCUGUUGAUCUUGUACAUCGAUAUAUCUACCAUGCCGAUCUCUUUUCUUCCCAGCUUCAUACUUUGGUCGAGCAGCUAGAUGAAGAAGACACGUCCAUGCAUGGAGUGGUGGCCGAUGCCUUUUACAUGAGCUUCCGCGCCUACAAGGGGCGGCUAUUUUUGCUCGGUUAUAAUGAAGCACUGGUUGGUAGUCUUUCAAAUUGGGCCGAUCGACUCCUGGCGCUCAUGGAGGCCGGCGAUUUCAUUGGAGCUAUACGACAGGCCACAUCGUACUACACUGGCUCUUCGGAGAAGCUCACAGUAGGCCUCCCAGAAGAAGGUGACUUGAGAAAACCAAUAGUUCAAGAGAAACUUCUGGAGAUGAUCUCUGCGUCCCUCAAGUACGCCUUUGGUCGCAAUGCCGAGGCAGGUAGUGGGAGAUUGGACAUCCAGCAACUUGCAGAGUUGGCUGAAGUCUCCAUUGCUGCUUGUCUUCACAUGGCGGAUGAAGAGUUCCUCUGGGAGGAAGUCUUCAAUUGGUAUGAAGAGAACGAUUCUACGGGGAUCUUCCUUGAUGUGCUUGAACCACGCAUCAUUGAUGGGACUCUUCGCUCGUUACCCCCGGCCGCAGUCAAAGCUCUCAUCAGCCACUUUGUCAUUACUCACUCAGCUAGUCGCUUAGAGGAGAUUAUUUGCCUUCUCGACACCACAACAAUGGAUAUUGAUCAGGUCACGACACUGUGCAAAAAUUACAAUCUAUACGAUGCAUACGUGUACAUUUGGAACCGCUGCAUAGCAGACUACGUGAGCCCUCUGGAGGAGCUUAUGCGUCUUAUACCAGACACUGAGACCUUGGAUAAUGGGGACUUAGCCCUGGUGGAGAACCGGCGCUCGAAUGCGAUGAAAAUGUUUCCUUACCUGUCCUUUGUCUUCACGGGUCGUAUCUACCCUACUGGAGAUGACAUGGAGGAAGCGGAGGCGUCGCGGGCUAAAGUCAUCUUGUACCAGUAUCUGUUCUCCGGCCAUCUGAAUAGCGCAGAAUCUGGUACGGUUUCUCAGGAUGCUGACUCGUUCGCUCAGCUCCGGACAAUAUUGAAGUUUGAUGCUUGCAGUUUCAUGAGCAUGCUCAACGAAGCCUUUGAAGACAGUUUCUUGAAUGAUUCCGAGUCCGAAGAGGCUUCCACUUCGGGUAUUUCGAUCAAUCGUCAGUACCUGAUCAGCAUUCUACUUCAAGUCAUGGAUGUUUCAUCCUUCACUCCUUCCGAUACUAUCUACUUCGAUAUGUUUGUUGCACGCAACCUUCCCAAAUACCCCCAGUAUAUUCUUCUCUCUGGCACGACUCUGCACCUGGUCCUUGUCCGCCUGUGUCAGUAUCCUGACCAGGAAAUGGCCGAGGAUUGCGAGUUGAGUGCCGAGUACCUGCUGUCCUUCUAUCACCCACCGGAUAUUCAGACUAUGAUACCCCUGUUCAAGGAAGCUCGCUUCUUCAGGAUUCUCAAGUCGACAUACCGCGCUGAGAAACAAUACUCUCAAUGGAUCUUGACCUACCUUGACGACCCCAAUGACAAAGUUUCAAUCUUCAAUGCUUUGUAUGAUUGCCUUCGACCAGGAUCAACCGUCAGUAAGAAGCAGAGGAAAGAGGUGGUGGAUGUCAUCAAACAACAUGCUCGAGAAAUAGCUGCUAUCGAUGUAAACCAAACGGCACAGUCGAUGCAGGCCCUGGCCCCCGAAACUCACUCGACGUUCUUACAAGUUCUUGAAGAAGAUUACUUUAGUCAGUACCAGUAUCUACUGAUGCUUGUGGAACCCCAUGGCCAGAGUGGUGAUAUUCGAUCUGCGCCCGUCGAAAACGGGAUUGUUGAACGCUACGUCCAACUCCUCUGCAAGUACAAUCCAUCCCAUGUGGCUGAAUUUGUAAAUGGGCUGCGUGCUGGUGACAUCCACCUCGACGCAUUACUCCCGGCAAUUGAGGAGAGUGGGGCGAUCGAUGCCGCAGUGAUUUUACUUGCACGCCAGGGUCAACUGCGACCAGCAUUGGAUCGUCUGGUCGUGCACCUUAAAACGCUCGAGUCGGGCCUGGUGGGUAUUAUCCAGAGUGUAAGAGCAGCUCCCGAUGCUGCUAAUACGGAUGAGGCGAUCGAUGAUCUGAUCGAGUCCCUGAAUAAGUACACUGGUGUGGGAACUUGGCUCUGUCAGGGUCAAAGUAAAAUGGCCAAGCAGAGACGAGUGAGCACCAACGGCCAGCGUGGUGUACCGCCUCUCGAACAGCAAUUGGCGUUUGAUGAGAGUCUUUGGCUGGAUUUGAUCGAAGCCGUUGUUCACAUCGCAAGCAAUAUCUUUGCACUUUUGCGCGAGCAAAAGCCCGAGCCUGUUGUUUCUCUGACGACAUCCUUCCGUAUCUUAGUGCAGCAAGUCUUUACAGCUUUGCUAGCUAGCACCGUGAAAGCGGACGACUCAUCAUCUGGUGCACGCACUGACCUGUCCUUCCUUCGCAUACUCCGCGCAUUCCUUACCCGUGCCGCGACCUGGUCCCCUUCUCUCCUCGAGCUGCGAGCCGUACUGGCUUCCAUCUUCUCUGCCUAUUCUUACGAAAAGUCACUGCUGACGUUGGCUAACGGUAUGUUGGACCGCGACCUGUUCGUCCACGUAGAUGAAGUCACCCGGCUCCGGCAGCAAGGCUGGCGUCCCCGCGGACAGGUCUGUGAAAUUUGCCGACGAAGGAUUUGGGGGCCUAACGUGGGAUCAUCGUACUGGACGGCAUGGGAGACUAAGCAAGCUGAUGACCACCAACGUCGCAUCGCCAAGCGUCUCGAAGAGGGGUAUGAUCCAGCUGCCGAACGGGGUAAGGGCAAAGCUGCCGCCGUUGGAGCGGAUCACCCGCAUCAUGACGAGCAUGCCGACGUGAACUCUGACCAAGAAGCAGAGACAGGAGGUGAACCUACUUCCAUUGAGGACCUGUCUCUAGAACCGGCAGUUAUCUUCUCCUGCCGACACCUUUACCAUCGUCAGUGUGUUCUCCAAGCUAUCAAUGGUUUAUUCCGGCCGUCCGAUGGAAACAGAUUCCCGCGCGAGCAUCCCGACUGGCCCGGAGCUGAUCUCUUCUGUCCGGCGUGUACAUAA